Rhipicephalus microplus (southern cattle tick) is the source of this 597-nucleotide messenger RNA. Its product is annotated as L-lactate oxidase. Gene Ontology annotation, molecular function: oxidoreductase activity; FMN binding. NCBI's taxonomy places the organism in Eukaryota, Metazoa, Arthropoda, Arachnida, Ixodida, Ixodidae. The record is from RefSeq and is a predicted model, not a curated record.
AUGGAAAAGUUACCGCACCACUUAAAGGUCGCUUUAUUUCAUCCUGACACAGCGGCUGAAGACGCCGGCACGGUGAUGAUCCUGAGCAGCUUCAGCACCGUGUCACUCGAAGAUGUGAGGGCCGCGGCUCCCGCCUGUCUCCUAUGGCAGCAGACAUACAUCUUCCGUGACCGAACCAUUACGCAGUCCCUGGUGGAGAGGGCUGCCGCCAGGGGUUUCUCAGCCAUCGUGGUCACCGCGGACUCACCCGUGUACGGAGACGGCGUGCAGCGUCACGCGUAUGCGUACGAUUUGCGGCGUGGCCUCAGUUUCGCCAAUGUCGAGGCAGCAGUUCCGAAUGGUUUCAAAGCAUGUAAGACACGGGACGAGUAUACGUGCCUAUUGGAUCCUCUGCCUUCGGCCACCUGGGAUGAUAUCGAAUGGCUACGCAGUCUCUCGAAGCUACCUGUAGUGGUCAAGGGUGUCCUCACUGCCGAAGCGGCUCUUGCUGCGCAUCGGCACGGGGCAGCAGCCGUGAUCGUAUCGAACCAUGGCGGCCGCCAGUUGGACGGGACUCCAGCUACGGUGAGUGAGGCAUCUGUGGACGACCGUGAGUGA